AUGGACGAGAAUUGUGGACGUUUAAAGUAUAUUGAGCUAGAAAACUACAAGUCCUAUAAAGGAAAGCAGGUAAUUGGUCCUUUCAGCGUAUUCACUGCUAUUAUUGGGCCAAAUGGGUCGGGCAAGUCAAAUUUAAUGGAUGCUAUUAGCUUUGUUCUUGGAGAAAAUACUCGACAUUUACGUGUUCGUAGGCUUAAUGAUUUAAUCCACGGUUCGGUGGUUGGGAAACCCGUUGCAAAGUCAGCAUCAGUUACUGCAGUUUAUGAAAUGCCUGAUGGGGAAGAGAAGCGCUUUAGUCGUGUUAUUCACGGCAAUACAUCCGAGUACCGAAUAAAUGGGGUCUCUGUUCGUGUUGAUGAAUAUGCUGCUGCUCUGGAACAAAUACAUAUAUUUAUGAAGGUGAAGAACUUUCUGGUUUUCCAAGGUGCUGUGGAAAGUAUAGCUAUGAAAAAUGCACGUGAACGUUGUCAGAUGUUUGAGGAAAUUAGCAAAUCUGCUGAAUUAAAAGAAGAGUACGAUUUGUCGAAAAUGGAAAUGCAAAAGCUGGAGGAGAACGCAACUUUCAACUUGAACAAGAAAAAAGGCAUUGUUGCUGAACGAAAAGAAGCAAAGAUCGAAAUCGAUGAAGCUGAGAGGUACAAGAAACUGCAAAAUGAAUUGACGAAGAAACGACUGGAACUUCAUUUGUUCAAACUUUAUUACAAUGAUUGGAAAUUAGACAUGUACCGUCAGUUGAUUGAAGAAGAAAUGAAGGAGAAACGUCGUGAAUUAGGCAAAAUCAAUCGAGAUCAGUCAUCUUUAGAACAAGAAAUUAAGAAAUGUGAGCAAAAGAUUGGGAAGAGGAAACCUGAAUUUAUUAAAGUUUCGCAACUCUUGCGUCAUGUUAGCGAAAAGCACAAAGAGUCCAAAAAAUCCUUGGAGAAUGCUAGACAACUGCAUAGUACACAUCUACAAGAAAUCGAUCAGUUAGAGGCAGAAUAUGAGAAGAUAUCUGAUAUACAACGAGAUUAUGAGCAACAACAGUCUAAGAAAUCACUUGAACAAGGUCGAGACCUAGAACUAGAGGAAACUCAGUUGUCUGAAUAUCAUCGGUUAAAACAAAAGGUAGCUGAACGAACAUCACAUUUGUCUGCUGUGCUAGACAAUUUAAAUCGUGAGUAUAAUGAACAGAAAGAUUUAUAUGAUGCAUUGUACCGAAGAAAAAAUGAAAUUGAAAGUUCUUUGAAACGUAAAGAAACUGAAUUAAAUGAAAAUAAAAAACGCUUGCAAAAAUUAUUGGAGUAUAUUGACUCAAGUAAUCGUGCUAUAACCGAACAACGUGAAACAGAAAAAGCUAUUCGGGAAGAAGUUGAAUUGGCCACUAGACGUAUUGAUGAAAUUAAUGCUGAGUUAGAAACUGUUGUUUGUCAGCUUGGUGAAGCAAAAGUUGAACGACAUGAAUCAUCUCGUGCAGCCAAAAAACAAGAGCUUAUUGAAAAUUUAAAACGUCUUUUUCCUGGAGUUCAUGGCCGAUUACUGGAAAUGUGUCAACCAUCACAUCGCCGUUAUCAAGUGGCAAUUACGAAAGUCCUUGGUAAAUAUAUGGAUGCUAUAGUCUGUGAUAGUGAAAAAACAGCUAAAGAGUGUAUUCAGUAUAUGAAAGAUCAGCGUAUUGAACCGGAGACAUUUUUACCACUUGACUUUUUGGAUGUGAAGCCAAUUGAUGAGAAAUUACGUGAAAUCAGUGAUCCACCUAAUGUUCAUUUAGUAAUUGAUGUUAUCCAGUGCGAUCCAAUUAUAGUAAAGAAGGCGUUAACAUUUGCAUGUGGCAAUGCAUUAGUAUGUGAAACUGUCGAACAUGCUCGUUAUGUUGCUUAUCAUAUGGGUGAUAGAAAGAAGACUGUUUCGUUAGAAGGCACUCUCUUUCAACGUUCUGGUGUUAUAUCCGGUGGUGCAAGUGAUUUAAAAGCUCGCGCUCGCCGUUGGGAUGAGAAACAGAUAAGUACACUUAUGUCUAAACGCGAUGCUUUACAAAAUGAACUGAAAGAACAAUUAAAACGUAAACGUAAAGAAGCUGAAUUGCGAACUAUUCAGUCACAAAUCAAAGGUCUAGAUACUAGACUAAAGUAUACAUUAAAAGAUAAAGAUAGCACGGAAGAGAAACUUCUUAGUACAAACGAAGAGGAAAUGAAUCAAAUCGCUCGUGAAUUAGAAGAAGUUGAAGAAAGUUUAGGUCGUUGCCAGACAAAAAUGCAGGAAUUACAAAUAUCAGUUAAUGCCGAAAAAGCUAAAAUGGAUACUGUGGAGGAUACUGUGUUUCAUGAUUUCUGCGUACAGAUCGGUGUAGAAAACAUUAGACAAUAUGAGGAUCGAGAGUUGAGAGUUGCUCGUGAACGUGAUCGUAAACGGCUUGAGUUUACAAAUCAACUUCAAAGAAUAAAUAACCAACUGGAAUAUGAGCGAUCACGAGAUACUGAAGCAAAUGUUAAACGUUGGAAGAGACUGUUUCCGUUGAACGAACUGAAAUGGAUAAGUAAGGAUUUGAAUCAAGCCGAAGCGAAAUUAGAAUCUAGACGAGCUGAACGUCAUUCACUUUUACAAGCUGCUAAGAUGGAGGAUUUAGAUUUGCCAUUGAAACAAGGUUGUGAUCCAAUUCCUGAAUUGAAUAGUCAGUUGACAGAUAGUGAAAAUAUGGAUCCUAGUACAGAGGAAAUGGCUCAUAUUUAUGAAUUGGAAGCUCGUUUACCGGUUGAUUUCAAACACCUUGAUAAGCCUUUGCGACAAAUGACUGAUGAGAAAGAAGUCAAUAGAAAAGCUGAAGAAAUGCAAAAUCAAGUUGAUUCAAUGUUAAAUAGUUUGGCUCGUAUACAAGCUCCAAAUUUACGAGCAGGUGAUAAAUUAGGCAGUGUUGAAGAACGCCUACGAUCAACUGAAGCUGAAUUUGAAGAUACACGACGUAGAGCUAAACGAGCUAAAGCUAGAUUUGAACGUGUUCGUCGGUUACGAUAUAAUGCAUUUAUGAAUUGUUUCAAUUCCAUCGCUGAUAAUAUUGAUCCGAUUUAUAAAAGUUUAUCAAGAAAUCCUGGUGCUCAAGCUAGUUUAUUACCAACUAAUGCAGAAGAACCAUAUUUAGAAGAGAUACAAUUUCAAUGUGUUGCACCUGGUAAACGUUUUCAACAAAUGGAUAGUUUAUCCGGUGGUGAGAAAACAAUAGCUGCAUUAGCUCUACUUUUUGCAAUGCACCGAUAUAAUCCAUCACCAUUCUUUGUACUAGAUGAAAUUGACGCUGCAUUAGAUAAUACGAAUAUUGGUAAAGUUGCCAGUUUUAUACGUGAAUAUGCUUCAGCACGUGCACAAAUUAUUGUUAUUUCAUUGAAAGAAGAAUUCUACAGUCGUGCCGAUAGCUUAAUUGGUAUUUAUCCAGAUAUUGAAAAUAAUUGUCUUGUCAGUCGUGUUUUAAGCUUUGAUCUGUCGAAAUAUAUUGAUACCGGUGAACAGUUGUAUUCCAAUAUCGCACACUUUUUAUCUCAUGUUGAAUAUUGUUUAAUUUCAUGCCGAGACCAAUUGAAAGUAAAAUUUAUUCCUGAAGCAAGUGAACGGUUUGUUUUAGGAUCACCAAGUUCAUAUGGUCAUAUUAGUGCUGUUCUUUCAGUCUAUGGUGAUUUAGUAUAUGAAGCUGACUUGAAUGUUCAUCGUACAAACACAUCAACAUCAUAUCAUUCUAUUAUAAAAGACAAUCACGGAUCACCGUAUAAAUUACAACAGAUACAAGAUUGUUUAAAUUAUGUCACAAAAUCCCUUGAAAAAAUAAAAUCUGCAGAAAUUUCCACAAGUGUAAAUGAUCUAACUGAAAGUCAAUCGUUUUUAUUCGAAUUAUUCUCCUACAUUCGAGAUGCUAAAGAUUGUUUAACACAACCACCGCGUAAAACUAUUGAAGAGCAUCUGGCCAAUCCUAGUCGGAGAUGUUUUUAUCCACCUAUACCGAAAGAUAUUGUCUUAAGCAUAUUUAUACGUGGUUGUUCAUUAGUAUUUGCAGCGUAUAAUUUAGUUUACAAUAGUUUGGAUAAACGAUGGGAAGUUUUAAACCGAUCAAGUAUUGAAUGUGUGAUACCAAGACUCCAGGAAACUUUAUCGUAUUUAGAUGCAGCUAUGAACACCUUAAUGUAUCUAAUGAAUAAACGUAACAUUUUAUAA
Schistosoma mattheei is the source of this 4173-nucleotide messenger RNA. Lineage: Eukaryota; Metazoa; Platyhelminthes; Trematoda; Strigeidida; Schistosomatidae. The record is from the annotation of a GenBank genome assembly.